AUGGCAUAUCAGCGGGAUUCGCCAAGAGUCAUGACAAGCCAAGUCGAAUCUAGCAAUACCGCAGUCGUCGGUAAUAGCAUCGACAAACUCGAAUACUUCACACAAUGGAGCCAAUCUCGCGGGAUUCAGAUCUCUGGCGUUGCUCCAGCGCUGCUUCCCGGGCGUGGACUUGGCCUUGUUGCCAUAGAAGAUUUGAAGCAAGGCCAACGCAUUGUGCUAGUACCGAACAAGGCCAUGCUGAGGCCGGUCAUCAGCGCUUCUGGUACGAGUAAACCUGACAUGCACAAGGAGAUAUCGCGUCAAGCGCAACUCGCAAUGACUUUGAUGGCCGAAUGUCGCAAGGUCGAUUCGCCAUUACGAUUAUGGGAAGCAACCUGGCCGAGUCGAGUAGACCUUGCGGCUUGUAUGCCCAUACAGUGGGAACCAAGUCUUCAGAGACUGCUGCCACCAGCCACCCAAGAUCUGCUCAAGGACCAAAUCGAGGAGUAUGGCCGCGAUCUAAAUGCGGCGGCACAACUAUGUGGCCAAGGAUUCGACAACCCCGAGUUUCUGUACUAUUGGUGUAUCGUAUCCACAAGAGGCUUUCACUUCAAGCCUGUAGGCAACUCUCCAGCCUACACAAUCAUGUGCCCGUUUCUCGAUUUUGCAAACCAUGGACCAAGCGGUUCUGGGAUCAAGGUAGAGCAAACCAGGAAUGGCUAUGAAGCUGUUCUUGACAGAGACUACGCGGCGAACACGGAAAUCGUUUUCACAUAUGGUUCGCGUUCCAACGAUAGGCUCUUGGUAGAAUAUGGCUUCAUGGCAUCCUCUACCACAAGUCAUCCGGUUUCUAUCUCUACAGAUGACUCCAUUCCAAUAGACGACGUCUUGAUUCCUGCUUUGUUAAGUGUUGAAGGUAAGCUGCGCAGUUUUGGCUACUGGAAUGGUUACGUCUUAGACUCCGCCAGUGCAAAGGUUUGCCACAAGACUCAGGUCGCCGUCCGCGCACUGCUACUAGACGAAAGACAAUUCAUGCAAUAUUGCAGUCGCGGCGAAGAUUCUGGCGGCAUUGAUCGAACACAGGAGGUCAAUGGCUUCUUGGCGCCCUUGUUUGAGACCUUCUUGAAACAAGCGAGGGAUACGCAGAGGAACCUGGACGCUCUGGAAGGCUCAAUACAAGAGUCCGUCGAUCAGGAGUACAUUCGCACUACUGCCGUGAGCUUGAUUCGCGAGCGAUGGGCGCAGAUCGAAUUGGUCGUCGCAACAUGGCUAUCGAUGCUUGGGUCUCGCGGCCACGAACAACGCUGA
Molecule: messenger RNA, 1287 nt
Organism: Dissoconium aciculare CBS 342.82
Lineage: Eukaryota; Fungi; Ascomycota; Dothideomycetes; Mycosphaerellales; Dissoconiaceae
Product: SET domain-containing protein
Exons: 2
Coding region: 1-1287 (428 amino acids)
Biological process (GO): peptidyl-lysine monomethylation
Molecular function (GO): protein binding; protein-lysine N-methyltransferase activity
Source: RefSeq, a predicted model, not a curated record